UUGAGUCUAUACAUCAAUAUCUAUGUAUAAUUAUCUAUAACAGCUCGACGUCUAUGACAGUUGUGGGUGUUUAGUUAAAAAUAUACUACGUAAGCUACGUUAUCAUGAAAUAUAGCUAAUGCUAAAAAUGAUACACAGUAAUUCCAGUGUUGUGAUGGUUAGCAGGAUUUCUUAACAGUAAUAGAAAGUUUAUAGUUGUAUAAAGAAUCUUACUGUCGUUCUGCAUCUACACUAAAUCACCAAAUAUUUAUUUAUUGUGUGACAAGUAAACUUCUGUACGAUAUUACAGAGACUUACCCUGCAGCUAAUGUUUUUUAAUUCAACCCAUUUCUUGACUUUAUCAUCGAAUACACUUCACUGUAAGUCAGAGAUAACAACAACCACAACAAAUAACAGCUCUUUGCACAAGACUUCUACAACAUAAUUGAUGAAGACCGAAGAAAACAGAUCCUUCAAGCACCAAUGGGAUAUACCUGCUGGUAUCCAGGUAUGUACCACCUCACCACUGCAGCUGUCUUCGUGUGAUUAGUUUGUUUUUCUAGGUGGAAAUCAUACACAGCCCAUUUGACCGAGCGAUAGAAGGCAGCUGUCUGACUGCUGAUGAUGGACGACGUGGAGGGAGAGCUGGGACGUCCUGAAGGAGACUUGGAGGAUGACAACAACCUUUCAGACAACAUCUCUUCCAGAAGAAAAAGAAAAUCCAAGUUCUCACCGGGUAUUCCCAUGUGUGGAAAAACAUUGAAGGAAACUGGGUUCCACCAGAGCACCCGGCUCUGUCUGGAGCGCAUCAGAGAGGCAAUGCUGCAUCAUAGAUGGCAGGAGGCAGCAGAAUUUAUGGCGUGUUAUCCCCAAAUAUUAGAAAACACAACUCGCAGCUCUACAAAGCAAUAUAAAGAGGUUAUUUGGAGACUCAGCACUGAGAUCCUUCACCAUCACCCCAACUCAAAGAUGGAGGAUUACAACAACAUCUAUGAACGAAUAAAACACUCAGGAGUAAAACAUUACCUGAUGAUCAGUCUUGAACAUUCCUUCCACAUGCUGCUCAACGGCCACAUUGAAGAUGCAAAGCGUCACCUGUUGGCUGCUGAAAGCUGGAGGUAUGGGAGAGAGUCAACGGACCAGUACCAGAAGGUGAAGCUGAUCCAGGCCUACAGGAGCCUGCUAGAUUACAUCAUCUGGUGUGACAAGAAGUUCAAACUCUCUGGCGGCAACUUUAAUGACCCAGUGGGCAACCAGGAGAUGCAGAACUAUUUCAGACAGGCUUCUGUGAAUCUGAAGGAUAUUCUGAAAAAUCCUGGAGUCUGGGAUCCGUUCAUAUUGAGUUAUGUUGAGAUGCUGGAGUUCUACGAGGAUCACGAUGAGGCUCUGAAUGUCCUGAACGACUACGCCUAUGACAACAACUUUCCUCCUAAUCCCAAUGCACACGUCUUUCUGUACCAGUACCUAAAGCGACACAAUGCUCCGGGGACCAAACUAAUGAAAGCGUUGAAGAUCCUCUGUGUAUCAGUCCCCAGCCAUGAGUUGAUGUUGGAGUACGGCUCUCUCCUGCUUCUGUCAGAGAAAGCCAGUCAUUUGCCCAAAGCUUUAGGGGUCGUUCUGGAAAUGCUGGAUUUCGCCUGCUGGAGGAGCAACCUGGACGUGUGGAAGCAUUUAAAAGCCGUCAUUCAGAAAUUACAGCUACGAGAAGACUGGAGGAAGGUGGUCCUUGAAAAAAUGGCGGGAAGAAAAGACUGGUGGCCGGUUCUCCACUUCAUGAGCUUCCAUGCCAGAAAAGACUCGGAGGAGAACCCAGAGCUGAUGGAGGUGAAGGCAUCACUCAGAGAAGUCCUCUGCCCGGAUAUAACUCUGAAGUACUGUGCUGCAGGGCCGAGCAGCUGAGUGGACCUGAGAGAGGAGCACAGAGAGAAUAUUGAAUUGUCUCGAUUCAGGGACGAGGCUGAAAUCCUUUCAGGAAUCAUCAGAAAACACGAACAAACGUUUCGAUGACGAAGAGGAGUUCUCAAAAAUGUGAAAAUUGUUUUUUGACAAGAUUUAAGCACAUGCUACACAGUCCAGCAUGUGGCGCUGUUGCUCUGUAUAUGUUUGCACUGAGUGUCUGGAGGGUAUGACCACCUGAUCUUGACAGAAACUGAGUGCUGCGCUGAAUCAGUGUUCACGCUCGCUCUCAUGGUUUCUGUAAACAUCCUAAUGAGAGCUGAGUCUCGCUCGGGCCUUCACCGACCUUUGACCGGCGUGUAGGGGUUAAGGUCAUUAGUGAGCGAGCGCCACACCGAGCCUGAGGGAUCCUCUCUCUGUCAACUCCACUGUCACGUCAGAACACUACAAAGACCCUUCAGCGAUAUCAUUUGCAGCAGGGAAAGUCCUGGGGGGGGACCAAUGACAAACGGUUACCGUAAAUAGCUUAAAAAUGCUGUUCUGUAACAAUCAUUUCUCAAUUAAUGUGAGUGGAAAAAGAUAAGCUGGAAUAUUUUUGCACAGAAACACUCUAUCCAUCACUGUCAGGCCCUAAUUUCAGUAAAGAGACUCGUAACGUUUUUAAAGCAACAACAACUAAAAAGGAGAUAUUUUUGUACUGAGAAUGUUUCCAGUGGCUCGACAGGAUCCUCGGCCUUCAGAUGCUGCGCCCUGCUCUCCUCCUUUUGUACUGAACCAUGAAAUAAAUCUCACAUCCAGCAGCAUGCCAAUUUAAUAAGUGAAAGUGUUUGUAAUGAUUCUGUUUCGGCUUCGCUACAUUGUUGGCCAUGCAGCAGCUCACUCAGCCUGCUCUCUCUCUCUCUCUGUGUGUGUGUGUGUUGCUUUGCAGUCAUUACAUAAACCAAAAGCCCAGAGCACUUGCCUGACCACAGCUGCAAAAGGGAUCUGAGAGCACAUAGCACACAUCGUUUGAGGAUUAAAAACCCAGGGAGCAGUGGAGAGGAUCGAGUCAGGAGUCGGUCACUGCAUAGAUCGUGUCCUGCGCUGACCUUUUUUUAAAUAGUUAUUUUUUCAUAGUUUUACAUUUUUGAAAUAAAGCCGGCUCGAUGCACUGUCCUCCUGAUCAGUGGAGCGGCUCUGGAGGGGGCUUGGUUUCUUCCUCAAGGACACUUAGACAGUAAUUUUGUCUCCAUUGAUUCAAAAUGGAGACCCUCCUGCACUCUAACCCACUCUAGCUGUUCCCGCCCAGACUACCACAGAUCCUUGUGGUAGACACCUCUGAGAACAAGGACCUGUCUUGUUCGGGUUCAGAUUUCUCCCAGACAGGAGCAAACGAACCUGGAGAACAGUCCGACCCGAGAGGAAGGUGUGUUCACUUAUACGCAUUACAAUGAAUUAAUAUACAGAAUUAUAUAUCAAAAAUCAUAUAAAAUAAUUUCUACAAAGGCUCAAUACAACCACAUAUCUGCAUGAUUGAUUAUUUUUGGUCUAUU
Messenger RNA from Platichthys flesus (European flounder), 3407 nucleotides. RefSeq names its product TATA box binding protein (TBP)-associated factor, RNA polymerase I, A (gene taf1a). Gene Ontology annotation, biological process: transcription by RNA polymerase I. The transcript is spliced from 10 exons. Bases 601 to 1878 code for a protein of 425 amino acids. Gene Ontology annotation, cellular component: RNA polymerase I transcription regulator complex. Lineage: Eukaryota; Metazoa; Chordata; Actinopteri; Pleuronectiformes; Pleuronectidae. The record is from RefSeq and is a predicted model, not a curated record.